AUGAUUUUCAACGUCUUCCUUACCGGCCUUCUCGCUGCCGCUGCCGCUGCCCUUCCCCACUCCGCCCGAUCCGGAGAAUCCGGUGCCGUUGAGACCCGUGAUUCCGGCAGCGGCAGUCUUCAGAUCGUCAACAACAUGGGUACCGACGUCUACCUAUGGACCACCUCAUCCGAGGCUGGGUCCAUGGAAACUAUCAGCACCGGAGGUGACUACAGCGAAGGCUGGAUCACCAACUCCGACGGUGGCGGUAUCUCCAUCAAGAUGUCUACCAGCGAGAAUGAGGAUAGCGUCCUUCAGUUUGAAUACACUCAAGAUGGUAACACCCUGUACUGGGACAUGUCCUCCAUCAACCUCGACGCGUCUUCCGACUUCAUUAAGUCGGGCUUCACCGUCGUGCCCAGUGACUCCAGCUGCAAGACUGUUUCUUGUCCCGCUGGCGAUGUGGACUGCAAGGAUGCUUAUCAGCUCCCAGAUGACGUGAACACCUACUCUUGCUCUCUGAGCGCCGGUUUCACUCUGACUCUGGGAUAA
Messenger RNA from Penicillium digitatum Pd1, 531 nucleotides. RefSeq names its product putative GPI anchored cell wall protein. The record is from RefSeq and is a predicted model, not a curated record. Lineage: Eukaryota; Fungi; Ascomycota; Eurotiomycetes; Eurotiales; Aspergillaceae.